Molecule: messenger RNA, 1080 nt
Organism: Fonsecaea multimorphosa CBS 102226
Lineage: Eukaryota; Fungi; Ascomycota; Eurotiomycetes; Chaetothyriales; Herpotrichiellaceae
Exons: 1
Coding region: 1-1080 (359 amino acids)
Biological process (GO): tRNA wobble position uridine thiolation
Cellular component (GO): cytosol
Molecular function (GO): sulfurtransferase activity; tRNA binding
Source: RefSeq, a predicted model, not a curated record
AUGACAACAGACACCCAGGCCGAUGUUUGUGUCGACUGUCAGGACCGUGACGCCUGCCUAGAUAUCAGAAACCGGCGCCUAUGUGCAACAUGUUUCAUCCGAUAUGUAAACUCCAAAAUUCUCAAACGCAUGGAGUCGUAUCGAUUCAAAAACCUUGCGGGAGACCAGAAGCGCCGGUUGUUUCUCCCUCUCUCUGGUGGUGUCUCUUCUCUUGUUUUGUUGCAGGUGCUUGACGCCCAACUGCAGAAGCAAAUGGAGAACCGCAACAGAUCUGCUUACGACCUCUUCAUCGCCCGUGUCGUGCUCCCUGAUAGCGAAACUCAGGCCGAGGUCGAGAGCCAGUAUCAGGGAGUGAGUAGCCGAUUUCCCUUGCACAAUUUCCUCUCACUCUUCUAUCUCCAUGAUGUCUUUCGGCUAGACGAGAGAAUUGAACGGGACCUUAUCCACCUUGGGAUUAAUCGCCAGGAUGGCGAGCCAGACGACGAAUUUUUACACCGGGUGCUCUCCUCUACUACGUCCGUGACUGCACGAGCAGACUUGAAAUCCAUUCUUCUCCAGAGGCUGCUGGUUACCAUCGCCAAACAAGAAACCUGCGAGGCUGUGCUCUGGGGCCAUUCGGAUAGUCGUCUGGCAGCUCUUGCACUCGCAGAUGUUGCGAAAGGUAGAGGUGGGUCAGUCUCUUCAACCAUCGCUGAUGGACCGUCUAUGCACGGGCUCAACUUUAACUAUCCCGCCCGUGACCUGUUCAAGGUUGAGCUUCAAACUUAUGCACGAGCUCUACCGGACCCCUUGCUUAUAGAGCCGAGAGAUGAUGUGUCCGAGCGACAAGCCACUACGAUUCGCAAUACUUCGAUCGACGACCUCCUCAGCAACUACAUCGAUGGACAGGGAGUCAAAUAUCCUAGUAUAAUGGCAAACGUGGUUCGAACAGCGAGUAAACUCCAAGUUCAAGCGACUGACCACGAGGCGAAUGCUUGCCCCGUCUGCGAUAUGCCAGCAAUGACAAAUUCAGAGAGCUCAUGGGGAAAUAAUGUUCUUUGCUAUGGAUGUGCGAGGUUGAAGCAGGAUAUCAGAGCUUGA